GGGCAGGGGCGCAUGGAGGGGGACAGGAACAAAGAGCAGGGACAGCAGCGGCUUUUCUACCCUCGGUGACACCUCCAUCCCGCGGCUCCAGACCCUAUUAGCCAGACGGGCAGGCGGACCCGCAGCCCUUCCUCUUCUAGUGGGCGCUCGUCCCCUAGGUGCCCUCCUGCAGCCCCUGAGUCCAGCGCGCGGCACCGGGAGGCUGCCGCCCGGUGCAGCGCCGAGCAUCCUCCUCAACAUUCUCUCUGCUCCCCGCCCCCCUUCGCCCUCUCCAUCACACCUGCGGGCCCUUUUCGCCUCUCUUUCGCAGAAUCGAAAGCCCCCCAAUCCCGCCUGCAUCUCUUUAGCACUCUCGCCCUGCCCAGUCCGCGAACCUUCCCAAGCGCCGGGUCUCCCUUGCUGCUAUGAGGUCCCCCGUCAGCAAGAGCCGCCCCCUUGCCACCUUCCUGCAGCAAUUGCGCAGCCCUGGGCAGCCCCCCAGAGCCGUGACAUCCACUGCGUGCACUCCUCCUCGGCCGCGGGAGGUGCCCCUCUGCCCGCUGAUGGCACGUGGCGAGGCGCAGAAGGAGUCCGCCCUGCCCGGCCCCACCAACUGGCCGCUGCUGGGCAGCCUGCUGGAGAUUCUCUGGAAAGGGGGACUCAAGAAACAGCACUACACACUGGCGGAGUACCACAAGAAGUACGGCGAGAUUUUCCGCAUGAAGUUGGGUUCCUUCGACUCGGUGCACCUGGGGUCACCGUGUCUGCUGGAGGCGCUGUACCGCACCGAGAGCGCGUAUCCCCAGCGGCUGGAGAUCAAACCGUGGAAGGCCUAUCGCGACUAUCGCAAGGAGGGCUACGGGCUGCUGAUCUUGGAAGGAGAAGACUGGCAGAGGGUCCGGAGUGUCUUUCAAAAGAAACUGAUGAAACCAGUGGAAAUUAUGAAGCUGGACAACAAAGUCAAUGAGGUCUUGGCUGAUUUUAUGGGGAGACUGGAUGAACUCUGUGAUGAACGAGGCCACAUUGAAGACUUAUACAGUGAACUGAACAAAUGGUCAUUUGAGAGUAUCUGCCUUGUGUUAUAUGAGAAGAGAUUUGGCCUCCUUCAGAAGAACGUAGGGGAAGAAGCUUUGAACUUCAUCACGGCCAUCAAAACGAUGAUGAGCACGUUUGGGAGGAUGAUGGUGACCCCGGUGGAGCUGCACAAGAGCCUCAACACCAGAGUCUGGCAGGACCACACGCUGGCCUGGGACACCAUUUUCAAAUCAGUCAAAUCAUCUAUCAACAGCCGAUUAGAGAAGUAUUCCGAGACACGAAAUGCAGAUUUCCUUUGUGACAUCUAUCACCACAAUCGGCUUUCAAAGAAAGAACUGUAUGCUGCCAUCACAGAGCUCCAGCUGGCUGCAGUAGAAACGACAGCAAACAGCUUAAUGUGGGUACUCUACAAUCUAUCCCGACAUCCCCAAGUGCAACAAAAGCUUCUUGAGGAAAUUCAAAGAGUAUUUCCCGAGAAUCAGAUACCCCGGGCAGAGGAUUUGAGAAAUAUGCCAUAUUUAAAAGCCUGUCUGAAAGAAUCUAUGAGGCUUACCCCAACUGUACCAUUUACAACUCGGACUCUUGACAAGGAAACUGUUCUGGGUGAAUAUGCUUUACCCAAAGGAACAGUGUUGAUGCUAAAUACCCAGGUGUUGGGCUCUGAUGAAGACAAUUUUGAAGAUUCAAGUCACUUUAGACCUGAGCGUUGGCUUCAAGAGAAGAAGAUUAGCCCUUUUGCACAUCUUCCAUUUGGCGUUGGGAAACGAAUGUGCAUCGGCCGCCGAUUAGCCGAGCUCCAGCUCCACUUGGCACUUUGCUGGAUCGUCCGCAAAUACGACAUCGUGGCCACCGACAAUGAGCCUGUGGAGAUGCUGCACCUUGGCAUCCUGGUGCCCAGCCGAGAGCUCCCCAUCGCCUUCUGCCGGCGAUAAGAUACCUCAGAGACUAUGAAUGGUGAUUUUUACUUUCCUGCAGGAAUGAUGCUACAAACUUCUGCAUUACUCGAAUGCAAACUUCAAAAGCCGGAGAGUCCAAAGCAUCUGAAGAACAUGGAGGCCCCGCUGCUGUGUUAAUACUUUCCGUACUGUCUACAAAGAUGAUGGUGUUUAUUAGGAAUGUAUCCAACUCAGGGAAUCGGGUUGAGUGUUGGGAUACAAGGCACUUUACAGGGUACCCUACACUACUUCAAUGUUAGCGGCAUCCUGACUUACCUGGAACUAUCCAGGACCUGGCUCUUUCUCAGCUCCCAUGACCUGAAAGGGAGGCUGGACACUUGCCAGACCAUCAGGUGAAAGUGGCUAAGGGCUUUGGGCCCUCCCCUACCAAAUUCACCAUGUGGAUAUUUAAGUCUCAAGAGUAAGUUUAUGUUUAACAAAUGAAAGGCCUAACCACAGCUGUCGAGCUGAUUCUGACUCAUAGCAACUCUAUAGGACAGAGCAGAACUGCCCUAUAGGGUUUCCAAGGCGUAAAAACUGCUACACCCUUCUCCCUCAGAGUGGCUGGUGCGUUGGAACUACCAACCUUUCGGUUAGCAGCAAAGCACUUAACCAUACUGCACCAACAGGACUCCAGUGAAAGACCCACUACAGCUAAAUUGCUGACACACAGGGAGGGAAUACUGAUGGUUAAUUUAUUGUAACUCGUUGAAUGCAAUGUUGGGGAAAAUAUUUCUUAACAAUGUAAGCUAAGCUAAAGCCCCAUGAGAGCUUUUCCUGUUUUGAAUGAAAACAUAAUUGGGAAAUUACAGAAAACGUAUAGUUUAAGUCCCUGGGUGGUGCAAACAGUUAACAUGCUCAGCUGCUAACUCAAAGGCUGGCGGUUCCAGUCAACCCAGAGAUGCCUGGGAAGAAAGGCCUGGAGAUCUACUUGCAAAAAAAACUAGCAAUUGAAAGCCCUCUGGAGCACAGUUCUCCUCUGAAGCACAUGGGGUCGCCAUGAGCCAGAGUCAACAUGACAGCCACUGACAUAUUUUCUGAAGUACUUUAACGAAGCCAGAAUCUCUCAUCUAAGAAAGCCUUGUUUUAAUACAUUAACAAAGUAAAGAAUUUUGUUUUGGUUAAAGGACUCUAAAAUUCUUUAUUUUGUUUUGUUUUUUUCUAUGGCACUGGGAUGUGUGUCAACAGCUUUUAAAUGUAGGUGUGUGUGUAUGAGUGUAUUCUAAUGACAAUUUGCUGAAGUCAUUUUUUUAUAAAUAUAUAUGUACGGUAUUUGACUUAAGAUUUGUGGUUUAGGGUAAUGUUCUGAAGUUUAGCCACAAUUUAAAAAUAUCCAGUGUGACUUUAAGACUGUGACCUCCAAUGCCUUAGUUUUUCAAUCUAUAGAAUGGGACAGUAGUAAAAUUUGUAUCUAUUAGAGAUUAACUGUAUAUCAUUAUUAUGUGCUUUGAACUCCUUGGGAAAAUAUGAUAUCAAAAAUGCAAAAUUCAUAGAGAUUUAUGCAAUACUUUAAAAACUUCUGUUUAAAAAUUGUGUUUACAGGUAUUUUAUUUGCAUGCAUUUUUACUGGUUUCCUAAAAGCAUACUGUAUAAUUCCGUAUAUUUGAUUAGGAUUUCCAUUUGUUAUAUUUUAGAAUAUUUCAGAAGUACAGCAUAUGUUUAUAGCUUUGUAUUUUAACAAAUAUGUAUAUUUUGCUAAAAUAGGUAUAUGCUUUUGCCCUGCUGUGAGAAUAUUUUUAGUAGAAUUAUAAAUCUGCAUGUAUUGUCAAA
Messenger RNA from Loxodonta africana (African savanna elephant), 3719 nucleotides. Its product is annotated as 1,25-dihydroxyvitamin D(3) 24-hydroxylase, mitochondrial. Gene Ontology annotation, cellular component: mitochondrial inner membrane. The transcript is spliced from 12 exons. The record is from RefSeq and is a predicted model, not a curated record. Gene Ontology annotation, biological process: cellular response to peptide hormone stimulus; cholesterol metabolic process; cortisol metabolic process. Lineage: Eukaryota; Metazoa; Chordata; Mammalia; Proboscidea; Elephantidae. Bases 405 to 1946 code for a protein of 513 amino acids. Gene Ontology annotation, molecular function: heme binding; oxidoreductase activity, acting on paired donors, with incorporation or reduction of molecular oxygen; monooxygenase activity.